Messenger RNA from Canariomyces notabilis, 2031 nucleotides. RefSeq lists its product as uncharacterized. The record is from RefSeq and is a predicted model, not a curated record. The transcript is spliced from 2 exons. NCBI's taxonomy places the organism in Eukaryota, Fungi, Ascomycota, Sordariomycetes, Sordariales, Chaetomiaceae. Gene Ontology annotation, molecular function: tRNA-intron lyase activity; nucleic acid binding. The coding region runs from base 1 to 2031 and encodes 676 amino acids. Gene Ontology annotation, cellular component: tRNA-intron endonuclease complex. Gene Ontology annotation, biological process: tRNA splicing, via endonucleolytic cleavage and ligation; tRNA-type intron splice site recognition and cleavage.
AUGGCUGAGACCGCAACAAUCACCACGACUCCGAACGGGAAACAUGUCAGCAAGAUACCUGGCUUGGUUUCGCCAGCCAACGUGCCAGGCACUGUGGCUGAAUCGAAGGCGCCGACAGCUGCUCAUCCAGCACCGCCGCCGAGGACGCCGUUGAAUCAGAUCUACGUGCUCCCCGCUCCAAUUCGUACCUUCCCUCUUCCCGCCUUCUAUCCACACAAUCCGGUAUCGCUUCUCCACCUGGCCUACGUUUGGCUGAGCCAAAUCUUUCGUCCACCACCGCCCGAGCCGUCGGUUGUGCACGUGGGAGUGUGGGAUCCUGAAACGCGAUCUGUGCAUGUCAAACACCCCGCAUCCAUACGGGCCCUCUGGGAGCAAGGCUUCUAUGGUAAAGGCAGCCUCAGCCGAAGUGAGCCGAAUUGGCUGAAAAGGGAAUUGGCCAGACGAGGUUCGCCGGAAGCCAAAACGGUCAGCGAGUUGCGCACCGAGUCGAGACGAGAGGAACGACGGCUUGCUAAGUGGGAGCGGGCAAAGGCAGAACUGGAGGCGGUUGAACGCCAGAGGCUCGCAGAAGCCGAGCUCCAUGCCGCAGCUGCUGCACAAAGCAAGCUUAAUGGUGAUUUCAAUGGACAUAUUUGGGAGCCUGCCGAGUCGACAGCGCUUGCGACUAAGCCUAAUGGCUCCGCGCAUAAGACCAGUGGGCAGCUUAAGGCCCCUGUGGGGCCAAUGGAAUUGCUAUCACUACCCAAUUCUUCAGCGAUGCUCAAUGGCUCCACAACCAAGUUCACUGGGCAGUUCAUGGCACCGGUUGGACCAAUGGAAUUGUUAUCACUACCCAAUUCUUCAUCGAAGCUCAAUGGCACCACGGUCAGGCUCACCGGGCAAUUCAAGGCCCCUGUUGGACCGAUGGAACUGUUAUCACUACCCAAUUCUCUCUCGGAUCUGGAGCUGAAAGCGCCCUGUGAGAGAGAGAUCCGAGCUGAUCUACUUGGGAGUUCUGUUUCUAGCCAUAAUGAGCCGAAAUUGGUCAACGAUGAUGAGCACGCGGUCGAGGCGAGUGCCCACGCUCAUAGCAGCCAACUCAUGCAUGAACUCUUCGUCAACGGUGAUCAGCCUAACGGCCACAUCAACGGGGUUUAUUCCUUGGCUUCCAAUUCUUCACUCCCCACCCCAACCGCGGAACCAAGCAAUGGGACCAAGGAUAUAAGGAAGCUCGAGCCCCCGAAGCGCCGAAAGAGCGUCCGCUUCUCUCCCAAUGUCGAGUCUACCACCUUUCAACAUUCUGAUCCUCCGAACACCAAUCACUCUCCGGAUGUUGCCUCCAAGGUUGAUACGCCUGAACCUAUCAACGGAGAAAGCAUAUCUGAGCCGGUCCCCUCCAAGCUCUCGCCUAUAACUGGGCCACUCUCCAUGGAGACGGCGUAUUCGAGCCUCGACACAACGACCAACGUGUCCGAGGUGGAGAACAAGGAGCAUUUCCAGCUCUCACCAGAAGAAGCAUUCUUCCUUGUCUUUUCUCUAGGGGCUCUAUCGGUUGUGGACCCUGUGACCGCGUCCCCUAUCCCGCCGGAGCAUCUACUGAGACUUUUCCGGUCAUACUCCUAUUUUCCUCCCCGAUCUGGUGGUCUCAGGCCUGAUGACCCUUUCCUUGUAAACUAUGCUGUGUAUCACCACUUCCGCUCGCUCGGCUGGGUGCCCCGUCAUGGCAUCAAGUUCGGCGUUGACUGGAUCCUCUACCAACGUGGGCCAGUCUUUGACCACAGCGAGUUCGGCAUCAUGAUUCUGCCCGCGUUUUCUGAUCCGGCAUGGGCCGAGUUUGAGCACGAGGUGCCCAAGAGGUCGUGGUCGUGGCUGAUGGGCGUCAACCGGGUUCUUUCGCAUGUCCUCAAGAGCCUGGUGCUCGUGUAUGUUGACAUACCGACCCCGAUCGUGUUCGAGGAAUCGAUGGAGAGGGGAGGCAUCGCAGCUGCGCUGAAGAAGUACACUAUCCGCGAGGUUAUGGUUCGGCGGUUUUCGGUCAAUCGGAAUAGGUGA